GUCUCUUGCCCAACGAACAAUCUUAAUGAAACAAUGAAUAUUUCAUUAUCUUCCCUCCUUCCCCAUCUUACUACGUGUCCCAUACGACCCCUUUCCUCUUUUUUCUCCUCCUCUUCUUCUUCUCUCCUUUCUCUCACCCCUCUCACACGCAGAGAAAGAGUGUCUUAAUUUAAAGACCAACUUCUUUCUUUCUUUUUCCUAAUAUUUCUCUUUCCUAUUUUUCCUACAAUAUAACAUUACCGUCAUUUUGGAGGGUCCAAUUAAUCAAGGUUGGCUUAUUAUUAUUCACUUUUUCCCUCCCUCCCUCCUCCUCUAUUUCAUUCUUCUCUAAUUUCAGCACUAUUUCAACAUCAUCAUCAUCAUACUUCAUGCUUAAAUAACCCCUCAUUAUCUAUCUAUAUAUAUAUACUUACUCGAGCUCAAUUAGCUCAAACCACAUUUUUCUUUGUAAACAAUUUUUGUGUUUUUCAUUAGGAGGGAAAGUUAUUUAAUUUACAUAUUUAUGAGCGUAAGAAAAAAUAUGGGUAAAGCUAGAUCGGCUAUACUACUAACAGGAAGAGCCAUUAACGAAGGAUUAAGCUUCAUAGUGUUUACAUUGCUUGAUCUUCUAGAUUUCAUCUUAUGCCUUGUUUUUAAGAUAGCUGAUUUCGUAUUCGAGGCGGAGUGGAAGCCGUGCUACUGCUGCUCCUCCUCCGCCAAACAGGCUAUGGCCGUGACUAGCUCAGAUAAGAUCUUAGUAUCGGAGAAAGGCCAAUCUACUAAAAUUGUCCGCCUUACAUCUACCAAGCUUCAGCUUGAAGAUGUUUCGGACACACUUUAUACUCGUCCUUCUUUAGUGUCCGAGAUCUCUAAAACUACCGUCAGUGAAUUUAAGCGUCUUAAUAGGCUUGAUUCCAAUGCGGCGUGCCAAAGCCACAGCCAUCACCAUAACCAUCACCACCACCACCAUCACCAGCAGCAUUCUUCUUCGGUUAAGAAAGGCGCGGGUAGUACCACUUUUACGGUAAAUUCUACCAUUGUUGAGAUGCUUCAAGGUAGGAUCGGUGGCCAACAAUCGUUCCCUAUACCGAGAUGGUCUGAUUGUGAUUGUUCCACUUGUUGUUCUUGGACUUCCUCUUCUAAGGAUUCUCUCUUUGUUCAUGUCGAUGGUGCUAAACCUGGAGACAGGGCAACAGAGGAUGUGUUGUUUUUACAUGGAUUUAUAUCAUCAUCAAAGUUUUGGACAGAAACUGUUUUCCCAAAUUUAACAGCAGCAACAAAGUCUAAGUACCGAUUAUUUGCGGUGGAUUUGCUGGGGUUUGGAAGGAGUCCCAAGCCAGCGGAUUCACUUUACACUCUAAGAGAGCACGUCGAAAUGAUUGAACGUUCAGUGUUGGAAAAUCACAGAGUUAAAUCCUUCCACAUUGUCGCACAUUCUCUUGGCUGCAUCUUGGCUCUUGCUCUUGCUGUUCGUCAUCCCACUAAAAUCAAAUCUCUCACCCUAAUUGCUCCGCCAUAUUUCCCGGUACCCAAAGGAGAGCAAGCAACACAAUAUGUACUAAGGAGAGUAGCGCCGCGACGAGUAUGGCCACCCAUAGCUUUGGGAUCAUCCAUAGCAUGCUGGUAUGAGCAUAUUUCUCGGACAGUUUGCUUGCUUAUUUGCAAGAAUCAUCGAAUGUGGGAAUUUCUUGCCAAACUCAUCACCCGAAAUAGGAUACGAACGUAUCUACUGGAAGGUUUCUGGUGCCACACCCAUAACGCAGCUUGGCACACCUUGCACAAUAUAAUCUGCGGAACAGCAAGCAAGCUUGAUAAAUACCUUGAUGUGGUUAGUGAUCGGCUUAAAUGUAAUGUGAGCAUAUUUCACGGAAGAGAUGAUGAGGUCCUUCCCAUCGAGUGCAGCUACAAUGUUCAAACCAAAAUUCCUCGCGCACAAGUAAAGAUAUUAGAUAACAAGGAUCAUAUCACCAUUGUUGUUGGCCGUCAAAAGGCUUUCGCUCGGGAGCUUGAGGCUAUUUGGACUACUUCAUCAUCUUCAAGUGGUUAGUUAAUUAAUCAAGAUCAAGGACUAUUCUUCAAGUUUGAACAGCACAUACAUAUAUAUAUAUAUAUAUAUAUAAGUUCCCACAAGUUUUCUCAUCUUCCUUUCUAGUAGGAGGGAAAAAGGAGAAAUGAUCAUUUUAACUACUCUAGAUUUUAUUAAGAUUUCCCUUCAUUCUAGGGCAAUUCUUCUUCUCCAUUUUGAUCAAAAAAAAAAAAAAAAAAAAAGUGUCAACUCCUACUAAGGCAGGAGAUGUCAAAUUAUUGCCCAUUCACAAUAGGGUGUGCAUUGUUAAUUGCCUAUAGUGUUUAAGCCUUAAGCUCAUUACUCAUAAACUUAGAUUGUUGAGUUGAUCAUAAGACAAAUUGUGAAUCCAUCUCCUCAUCAGUGCAAUUCUCUACAUAUAUACAUAUAAUUAAGAUGUAAUAUUUCCUAUCCAUUUCAAAAAGUUGUGGUCCUUAGGUUUCGUUUUGCUUAA
This is a messenger RNA of Beta vulgaris subsp. vulgaris (sugar beet), 2498 nucleotides long. RefSeq names its product probable lysophospholipase BODYGUARD 3. The coding region runs from base 503 to 2026 and encodes 507 amino acids. The record is from RefSeq and is a predicted model, not a curated record. Lineage: Eukaryota; Viridiplantae; Streptophyta; Magnoliopsida; Caryophyllales; Amaranthaceae. The transcript is spliced from 4 exons.